Messenger RNA from Adineta ricciae, 3945 nucleotides. The record is from the annotation of a GenBank genome assembly. NCBI's taxonomy places the organism in Eukaryota, Metazoa, Rotifera, Eurotatoria, Adinetida, Adinetidae.
AUGUCUGAAAGAUUAACUUUACGAUGGCUGUAUUACAAACUAAUUCGAUGUAAUAUUUUUGAUUCUCGAUCAUCAGAUCCUGUGAUAAUCCAUCGUGAAAUCUUGUCAACUCGUUUGUAUAUUCUUCUUCUUAUCAUUUCUCUCGUUAUUUUAACAACAUAUACUUCUCUUUACAACCAAAUCGAGAUUAAAACAGUCACUUUUCCAAGUGCAUCGAUUUAUCAAAAACUGGAAAAGAAAUAUUCGAACAGUUUACAAUGUUUAUGCACAAAAGCCUCGAUUCCAUAUGGAGAAUUUGUUACAACAACGCCCAAAUUUCAUCAAAUCUGUUCAAGUGAUUUCAUUUCUCAAAAAUGGAUCGAUUUCAUCUUUCAAGUCGAUGUCAAAUCGACCCUUCCGAUCGAUGUUCGAACAAGUUUAAGUUCAAUGUUUCAAUUAAUUCGAUCAUUUUGUCAAAGUGCCACGCACACAACGAUUCAUUCGCUCGACUCUUUUCAUCAUUCUCCAGUGAUUAGUCCAAUCUUAUUAACUAAACAUAUUUUAGAAGCAAAAGUUCGAACAACUUUGCACUUAUUGCAUCAAACAACUACAUCGAAUUUCCUUCAAUCGAUGAAUCUUGCGCAAAAAAUGACACAAGCAAAUCAACUAAUAACAGCGUUAUUCACCAACUACAUGGUAACAUCGAAAAUAAUCUCAUCGUUAUCCGGAGAAAAUCUUAUUUUUCGCACGGAUAUCCAUGAAAAUAAAUAUAUACGAAAAAACUCCACUGUUGUUUGCUCUUGUCAAACUCAUGACUCGUGUCAUUUACCCGGAUAUAUUUAUUUAAAUGAAAAUUAUCACAAAACAUAUGACAUCUUUGAUUUAAAUCAGCUUGAAGCAAAUGCAACUUUAUCCGGAAUAGUUGUUGAUUGUUUACCCAUUCAAACAACUCUUUAUUCAUCAUUAGAAUGCUUUUAUAAUCAAUUAUGUUUAAAUACUUUGCUUUCAUCUUAUCAAAAGAAAAUCAAUAUUUCCAAAUUGAAUUCUUUACUAACAAGUCGUUUUCAUCUUAAAACACCCAUAAAAUCACUUGUUGAACAAUUAUUUAUCGAAGAACUCUUUAAUCACACAAACUUCUCGACCUAUUAUACGAAAUGUUUGCCGUACGUUUGUACUUAUCUUCAUUUUAAUCGGUUCAAUUGGGUAUCCGUUGUAACAAUAAUGUUUGCCCUUUUUGGAGGAAUCAAUACUAUUAUACGUCUAAUUACUCCCUAUAUCAUUCGAACGGUUUUAUUUUUGAUCAAACCAAAGCAAGUCCGAGAAAAUCGAAAUGCAACAAUUCGAGUUCGUUUGAAAAAACUUUUUGUCGUUUUCAAGAUGCAACUCGUUAGCCUGAAUAUUUAUGACUCAAAUGCAAAUAAUCCAACGCAUAUUUACUAUGGUCGACUUGCUACACGAUUACAUUUGUUUUCCUUAUUUAUUUCUAUUUGCAUCUGUAUCCUAUUUUCUGAUUUAUCGAAUCAAAUUAUAACUGAGAAUGUUUCAACUAUUUCUCUGGAUAAAUAUGCUCAUCUUGAAAAGCAAUAUUCUUCAACCUUACGAUGUUCGUGUACACAAAUUUCAAUUCCGUAUGAGGAUUUCAUCAAUAUCAGUGUAAGUUAUCAUCAAAUAUGCUCGAGUGAGUUCAUUCAAUCAUCUUGGUAUGAACGUCUUUCAGUUUUUAAUACUAAUUAUGAACAAACUGAUUUUCUCUCUAUAUCUUCAUCGUAUUUUCAAACAUUACAAACGUUCUGUUCUAUUGCGAAUGAAACAAUCGCUGAUGCGAGAAAAAGAUUUUUAGCAAGAAAUUUCAUUAAUUCUCAGCUUUUAACGCGCCAUUUAUUCGAUUCACAAAUCAAUGCAUCAAUAAAUGCGUUUCAACAAUUAACAAAAAUUGAAUUUCGUUAUCGAAUCAAUUUAACUAACACCUUAUUACACAGUAAUCAAUAUAUCAGUCGUACAACAACAAGUACUCGCCUACUCGCAGUUUCUCGGUAUAAAAAUAACACAUUUGAAUCCAUUCGAAUGUUCGUUCUUGCAUUGUAUGCCAUAAAUGCAAAUCAUGACAGAUGUUAUUGUGCUAUGGAUUCAACAUGUUCUUUAGAUUAUGCGCUUCUUAAUUUUGAUAUUGUACAGCAUUUCAAUUGGCAAAUUCCAGGAAUACACGGAGGUUGUUCUAUAAUCAACACAGUUAUGAAAUCAUCAUUAAUAUGUUGGUUCAAUUACAGUUGUUUUAGUCAAUUACGAGAACUUGUUCGUCCAUUGGGUAUUUCUAUUCCUUGGAAUACCACUCUACUUGAUCAAAUGUUACUUAGUCGAUAUUCUCCGGAUACGUUAAUUGAAAUAAUUCUUAAUGAAAUUAUGAUUGAAGAGUGGAAUUCUUCGUAUUCAUUUGACAAAUUUUACUCGAAAUGUCAACCAUCGUCUUGCUCAUUUACUUACGAAAAACAAGUAAAUAUUAUCUACAUAGUGACUAUUGUCAUUAGUAUUAUCGGCGGAAUCAAUACGAUUCUUCGAUUGACUUCACCAUUAAUUAUCAAAAUUAUUCUGAAAAUCAUUUCAAUGAUUAAACAUCGCAAAGAAGAACAUCAACGUAAGUUAAUCGCAUUUUUUAAAUCAUCGCUUCUCAAGAGAUUAGUUCUAGAAAAUGCUCGCAUUCAAAGAAAUAACAAUAUAACACAUCGAUUAGUGAAUAAAUUGAUAUCAUUAAACAUAUUCGAUGAUGGAUCCGAUGAUCCUGAAAGAGUCCAUCGUCAGCGGAUCUCGACCCGAUUGUAUAUAGUAGGUUUUACGGUUGCCAUUUAUUUUAUCAGCGUUUACACAAUAUUUAUGAGUCGAAGCGAAUUUCAAUUCUUUUCAAAUCCCUCAGAAAACGAUUAUAAUGAAUUACUCGCCUCAUAUUCCGAUUCACUCAAAUGUCCGUGUAGAAAAAUCUCGAUUGAAUAUAAAUCUUUUCUCACAAUCAAUUCUAAACUUCAUUCGGUCUGUUCAAGUGACUUUGUCCGUCGACGAUGGAUUGAAUAUUUAUUCAAUACUUUUCAUUGGUAUGACUAUGAUCGACGUGACAUUCGCAUACGUGGUGGUGCAUAUUUUGUCUUUCUUUCUACACUAUGUCAAAUGUCUCAAAUAACUAUUGAUAAUGCGAAAGAACAAUUUUUGGAUACCUCGUUUGUUAAUACCCAUAUGAUCUCACAAUUGGAUUUCGAUAUUCAAAUAAACAAUACGAUUUCACAAUUUCAAAAUGAUACGUUAAUCAAAUUUUCUCAGAGUUUGAAAUUUCUUCGUGAUAUUAUCAAUGGAAACGCUUUAAUUUCUUCGUAUUCGUUGAAUUGGGAUUGGUUUCGAGAAACGAACAGUUCAUAUCGAAUCAGUUCAGUUCAACCAGUUCGCACGAUGAGUGGAUGUUCAUGUGGAACACAAAAUGAUUGUACAGAUCAAGCGGGAAUUUUCGAAGCAGUGUCAAAUAUCAUUCCUCGAUUCUUCUUCCCCGGAUGGUAUGUUGGAUGUUCAGUUGUAGAAACAGUAUUACGUUCAACACUGCAAUGUUUCUACGACGAACAUUGUUUAAAUUUAUUCUUCUCGAAAAUAAAAACAUUUGCAUGGGAAUAUUCCACGGAAAUCAAUAUUUCAGUGAUUAACUAUACAAGUCAUUUUCAUAGAAAUGCGAUUAUUGAAAAGCUUGCCAAUGAGUUGUUUAUUGAACAAUGGAUUAUUCAAAAAUCUUAUUCAUUAUUUUAUAAUCAAUCGCUUCCUUAUGAAUGUAUUUAUCAGAUCGAAAAAGAAGAUUAUCUUAUUCAUACGAUGUCAACUAUUUUGGGUUUAUAUGGAGGAUUGACGAUUAUCUUGCGAUUUAUUACUCCAGUUCUAAUUGAUAUUGUAUUUUACAUUCGUCAGCGAUGUCGAACAAAUACAGUUAUACCUUAUUAG